Molecule: messenger RNA, 801 nt
Organism: Cercospora beticola
Lineage: Eukaryota; Fungi; Ascomycota; Dothideomycetes; Mycosphaerellales; Mycosphaerellaceae
Biological process (GO): secondary metabolite biosynthetic process
Cellular component (GO): nucleus; cytoplasm
Molecular function (GO): hydrolase activity
Source: RefSeq, a predicted model, not a curated record
AUGUUCCGACCAACAUACGACUCAGAGGAGGAGGCCAACUACCAUCUGCCUCGAAUUCUCAUGUUCCACGGAGGUGGCACAAACUCACGAAUCUUCCGUGCACAAACCCGCGUACUUCGACGACUACUAAGCCCAUAUUUCCGCUUCGUCUUUGUCGAGGCUCCAUAUGUAUCAUACCCUGGCUCAGACGUUGUCAAAGUAUUCCAAGACAUGGGUCCUUUCAAGGGCUGGCUACGAUGGCGAGAGGAGGACUGCUACAGAGACCAUGUGGAAGCCACUCAACGAAUACACGAUGCCAUCGAAGCUGCAAUGGUUGAAGACGAUAUGCGUGGUGGUGAGGGGGAAUGGGUUGGAGUUCUUGGCUUCAGCCAGGGUGCCAAGCUAGCCGCCUCCCUACUUUACACACAACAAUACCAAGCCGAAGUUCUCGGAAAGCCUUCGCAAUGGCCGCGGUUCAAAUUUGGCAUUUUAUUACAAGGCCGCGCUCCGUUCGUGUGGCUUGAUGCAGAGGAGGAAGUUCCAGCAGGAUUGGUUGACGCAACGGCUUUGAGCACUGCAGACUAUUCAAAUCUGGCGCCGAUUCCGCAGGGGAGGAAGCUGCACAUUCCAACCCUGCAUGUGCAUGGACUGCAGGAUCCAAAUAUUCAGCUCCACAGAGCAUUACUGAAGCAUAACUGUGAUGGCAAGACAGCGCGGUUAUUAGAAUUGGAUGUGGCCCACAGAGUCCCCAUCAAGUCCGCAGAUUGCACAGCACUAGCACAGGAAGUGCUUGCCACAGCCAGAAAAUCCAAUGCCAUAUGA